Gracilinanus agilis (Agile Gracile Mouse Opossum) is the source of this 2647-nucleotide messenger RNA. RefSeq names its product complement C7 (gene C7). The transcript is spliced from 17 exons. Lineage: Eukaryota; Metazoa; Chordata; Mammalia; Didelphimorphia; Didelphidae. The coding region runs from base 19 to 2484 and encodes 821 amino acids. Gene Ontology annotation, cellular component: membrane attack complex. Gene Ontology annotation, biological process: immune response. The record is from RefSeq and is a predicted model, not a curated record. Gene Ontology annotation, molecular function: protein binding.
UUCAUUUUGGUGGUAUUUAUGGAAAGUUUUCAAGUGUUUUCCAGUUCUCUCCAAGCUAUUAAUUGUGUUUGGCAUCCCUAUGAUUCCUGGUCAGAAUGUGAUGGCUGUACAAAGACCCAGAUUCGAAGGAGACACAUAGCAGUUUAUGGGCAAUAUGGUGGCCAGCCAUGUGUUGGGGAUGCUUUUCAAACACAAGCCUGUGUGCCUACAAGGGGAUGCCCAGCAGAAGAUGGCUGUGGAGGGCUUUUUAGGUGUUCCUCAGGUCAGUGUCUCAGCAAAUCACUGGUUUGUAAUAGAGACCGAGAUUGUGAAGAUGGCAGUGAUGAAGAUCUGUGUGAACUCCCUGAAGGCAAACCUUUGUGUGACAUUGAUAGACCUCCUCCUCAUGUGGAGUAUACUGGAGCAGGGUUUAACAUACUAACUGGCCAGAUUAAAGACAUGGUUAUCAACACAAAAAGUUUUGGUGGUCAGUGUAGAAAGGUGUACAAUGGAGAUCAGAAAGAUUACUUCCGGCUGAGUGCAAAUGUCCUCUCCUACACAUUUCAGGUGAAAGUAGAUAAUGAUUUCAGUUAUGAAUUUUAUAAUAGUACUUGGUCUUAUGUCAAACAUGAGGAGACUUCUUUUACAUCAAAUAGUGGAUAUAGGCACCACUCAAAUAAAAAUGAAAAUCAAGAUGAAAAGAGUUAUCAACUGAUGGUAAUCAAGAAUAGCGUUGAAGUAGCUCAGUUCAUUAAUAACCAACCAGAAUUUUUAAAUCUUGCUGAACUCUUUUGGAAAGAUCUCUUACACCUCCCUUCUCUAUAUGACUAUAGUUCAUAUCGAAGAAUAAUUGAAUUGUAUGGGACUCAUUACCUGCAGUCAGGGUCCCUAGGAGGAGAAUACAAAGUUCUCUUUUAUGUGGACACAGACAAAAUGAAGCAAAAUGAUUUUAGCUUACUAGACAUGGUACAAUGUACCUCAUCAAAAUGGAAUCUUUUUUUUGUUAAAGUGUCUAAGCAGAAAUGUGAGAAACUUAUCGAGUUAUUAAAAUUGGCUUCAGGAACAAAAGACAACUUGCUCCAUGGUAAUACAUUUGUUAAGGGAGGAAACCCAGCUUUGGUAGCUGGUCUUAGUUAUUUAAAUAUGAAUGAUCCUGCUGGAAAUAGAGGCCGUUAUGCUUCAUGGGCAGCAACUGUGGGGCAGUAUCCCCAAAUAAUAAAACAAAAGCUUGCACCUCUGUAUGAGCUUGUGAAGGAUGUUCCUUGUGCAUCUGUCAAAAGGCUAUAUCUGAAAAGAGCCAUUGAGGAGUAUCUGGCAGAAUCUGACCCCUGCCAUUGUAGGCCUUGUAAAAAUGGUGGUCUAGCAAUGGUUGUGGGAACCCAGUGCCAGUGCCAUUGCAAACCUUACACAUUUGGUAUUGCAUGUGAGCAUGGAUUCCUUGUGGAAGAUCAGGCAGGAAUUGUUGAUGGAAGAUGGAGUUGCUGGUCUUCUUGGAGUUCUUGUGCAGAAGGGAGGAAAGUAAGGAGACGAAGCUGUGAUAAUCCACAUCCUAGUGGAGGUGGAAAAUUUUGUAAUGGAGAAGCAUUUGAAAUGCAGCCCUGCAAAGAUGAAGAGUUGGAACAUAUCCGCUUGAUAGAACCGCAUUGUUUUGAUAUGUCUGGGGUCUCCACAGCUUCUUGCUCACCACCACCUCACUUGGAAAAUGGGUUUGUUCAAGAUACAGGCUCAUCAUUCCCAGUUGGAAGAACUGUGGUUUAUUCAUGCCAGGAAGGAUAUGCUCUUGUUGGGGAUCCUGUUGCCAAAUGUGGAGAAGAUUUAACUUGGCUUAUUGGGGAAAAGCAUUGCCAGAAAAUAGGUUGUGUCUUGCCUGCCUUGGAAAGAGGUCUUCAAAGUGAUCCCCAGAAACCUUUCUAUGAGGUUGGAGAGAAGGUGACCUUGGUCUGCUCAGGAGGCAUGGUAUUGGAAGGCCCAUCUCUAUUCUCAUGUGGCUCUAGUCUAAAGUGGUGGCCUGAUAUGAAUUCCCAUUGCAGAUUAAAAAGUAAGUUCCUCAAUAAACCACUGCCAGCACAAUCAUGCCAACCCUGGGAGAAGCUGCAGAAUUCUAGAUGUGUCUGUAAAAUGCCUUACGAAUGUGGACCUUCUUUGGAUAUUUGUGCCCAAGAUGAGAGAACAAAAAGGACUGUAGCUUUGACAGUUUGCAAGCUACAUGUACUUGAGUGUAUGGGGCGUAGUUACACACUUACUAAUAGCAGGAGCUGUUCUCUACCUGUUCUAGCCGAGAGAACAUGUAGCUCAUGUUCCAUAUGGGAAAAAUGUGAUGCUCAGAUAAAUAAAUGUGUGUGCCAAGAGUCAGCAGCAGAUUGUGUAGAAGGAAGACUCAACAUUUGUGUGGAAGUGGAUGGAAGUGAGCAGACUAUGACUGAAUGUGAGGCUGGUAUCCUUAGAUGCCAAGGCCGUAGCAUCUCAGUGAUCAGCAUAAGACCAUGUGUCACGAAGAGAAAAUAGGUGGCAUUGACUUGUUUGGUACUUAGCCUGAAACUUCUCCAAAUAUUUUUUGUUUAGUUUGAAUAGCCUUUCAGAUUUCUGCUUUUCUUGACCAUUCUCUCUCCCUGAAAUGCCACCCAUAAUUCCAGCCAUAGAUAUACGAUAAAUAUUUUGUUUUCCAAAA